Molecule: messenger RNA, 2824 nt
Organism: Tachysurus vachellii
Lineage: Eukaryota; Metazoa; Chordata; Actinopteri; Siluriformes; Bagridae
Gene: pde6a
Product: phosphodiesterase 6A, cGMP-specific, rod, alpha
Exons: 22
Coding region: 44-2620 (858 amino acids)
Biological process (GO): signal transduction
Molecular function (GO): protein binding; 3',5'-cyclic-nucleotide phosphodiesterase activity
Source: RefSeq, a predicted model, not a curated record
UCUCAAAGGACAUAGACAGUUUUUUCUCAAUUAAGGCAGCUAUAUGGCUGUAGUAGACCAGGAUGUGGCUGAAAAGUUUCUGGACAGUAAUCCUGCCUUUGCCAAGCAAUACUAUGAUUCCCACUUCAGAGCCCAGAUUGUGUCACACCUGCUGGCCACAUCAAAGAAGAGUGAAGUGGACAUCAGCCAGUACCACGAGCUGAGCUCUUUGGAGGAGAGUGAGUUUGUGUUUGACAUGGUGCGAGACCUUCAGGACCACCUACAGAUGGAGAGGGCUCUGUUCAACCUCAUGCGCCAUCUGAGCUUCAUCAUACGUGCUGACCGCAUGAGCCUGUUCAUGUACCGGCAGAGGAAUGGCACAGCUGAGCUGGCCACUCGCCUCUUCAACGUCCACAAAAAUGCCACAAUGGAGGAGUGCCUGGUCCAACCAGACAGUGAGAUUGUGUAUCCACUGGACAUGGGUAUAGUGGGUCAUGUUGCCACCGUCAAGAAGACAGUUAAUGUACCAGAUGUGAAACAGUGCACUCACUUCAGUGACUUUGUGGACACACUGACAGAGUAUGAGACUAAGAACGUACUGGCGACUCCCAUCAUGAACGGGAAGGACAUGGUGGCUGUCUUAAUGGCGGUGAACAAGAUUGGUGGCUCCUGUUUCACCACACAGGAUGAAGAGGCGCUGAACAAAUAUUUGAACUUUGCCAAUCUGGUUCUCCGAGUGUUUCACCUGAGCUACCUGCACAACUGUGAAACCAGAAGAGGACAGGUUUUGCUCUGGUCUGCCAGUAAAGUGUUUGAGGAGCUGACGGAUAUUGAGAGGCAGUUCCACAAAGCCCUGUACACAGUUCGAGCCUUUCUCAACUGCGACCGCUACUCCGUGGGCCUUUUGGAUAUGACCAAGACAAAAGAGUUUUUUGACCUUUGGCCUGUUCUGAUGGGUGAGGUGCCUCCGUAUUCAGGACCAAAGACUCCUGAUGGCAGAGAAAUCAUUUUUUACAAAGUGAUUGAUUAUAUAUUACAUGGAAAGGAGGACAUUAAAGUAAUACCGAAUCCCACUGCUGAUCACUGGGCUCUGGUCAGUGGACUGCCCACCUACGUGGCCGAGAAUGGUCUGAUCUGUAACAUCAUGAAUGCUGCCGAUGAUGACUUCUUCAACUUUCAAAAAGAGCCUUUGGAUGAAUCAGGCUGGACUGUAAAGAAUGUCUUGUCUCUACCCAUCGUCAACAAGAAAGAGGAAAUAGUUGGUGUGGCAACAUUUUAUAACAGGAAAGAUGGAAAGCCGUUCGAUGAAAUGGACGAAACACUAAUGGAGUCCUUAACUCAGUUCCUGGGCUGGUCAGUGCUCAACACAGACACGUAUGAUAAAAUGAACAAGCUAGAGAAUCGCAAAGACAUCUUUCAGGACAUGGUUCUUUACCAUGUCAAGUGCAGAAAGGAUGAGAUUCAGAACAUCUUGAAUACACAGGAGUUGUAUAAGAAAGAACCAAAUGAAUGUGACGAAGAUGAACUGGAAGAGAUUCUGGCAGAAACUCUACUAAACCCAGCAGAAUCAGAGAUCUUCGAGUUUCAUUUCUGUGACUUUGAGUUUUCUGAGCUGGACCUGGUUAAGUGUGGUAUAUCAAUGUACUAUGAGCUGGGAGUGGUGGACAAGUUUCAUAUACCUCGUGAGGUGCUGGUGAGAUUUGUGUACUCCGUCAGUAAAGGCUAUAGAAGGAUUACCUACCACAACUGGAGACACGGCUUCAAUGUGGGCCAGACAAUGUUCACACUUCUCAUGACUGGUGACCUGAAGCGUUACUACACAGACUUGGAGGCUAUGGCUAUGGUCACAGCCGGCUUAUGCCACGAUAUCGAUCACCGUGGGACAAACAACCUCUACCAAAUAAAAUCUGCGAACCCGCUGGCAAAGCUGCACGGUUCUUCCAUUCUUGAGAGGCACCAUCUGGAGUUUGGUAAAACCCUGCUGAGAGAUGAAGCUUUGAAUAUCUACCAGAAUCUUAAUCGACGGCAGCACGACAUUGUCAUCCAUUUGAUGGAUGUAGCUAUUAUUGCCACAGAUUUGGCUUUGUAUUUCAAGAAAAGAACCAUGUUCCAAAAAAUUGUGGAUCAAUCCAAAACCUAUGAGAACUGGAACGACUGGACCAAGUACAUGAUGCUGGAGACGACCAGGAAAGAAAUCGUGAUGGCAAUGAUGAUGACUGCCUGUGAUUUAUCUGCUAUUGCCAAGCCCUGGGAGAUCCAAAGCAAGGUGGCACUGUCUGUGGCUGCGGAGUUCUGGGAGCAGGGUGACUUGGAGAGGACUGUUCUUGAGCAGCAACCUAUUCCCAUGAUGGACAGAAACAAAGCAGAUGAUCUACCCAAGCUGCAAUGUGGUUUCAUUGAUUUUGUCUGCUCCUUUGUGUACAAGGAGUUCUCUCGCUUCCAUGUGCAGAUCACACCCAUGCUAGAUAGGCUAUUGAACAACAGGAAGGAGUGGAACGCGCUUAAAGAAAUACAUGAGGCUAAACUUGCUAAGAUUGAAGAAGCCAAGAAAGCUAAGGAAGAGGCUGAAGCUGCUGCAGCAGCUGCCAAACAGGCAAUCGCAGCCCAAGCCUCCCAGUCCAAGACCUGUGUCCUCAGCUGAGUUUUCAACUCUUCAGAAGAGAAAGUUUCCAAAAACAUAUAUACAUUUUGUUUUCCACUUAGAUUUAACAUUGAAGAGUGUAUGGGAUUAGUGGCAUCAAAACAACAGUGAUGUAGCCAGAGAUGAGUACAUAAUAACAAAAUAAAAUCACUGUGUGAUCUGUACAGUCUGUAAAUUGCCUAUUUGAUUCCCUUUUUCUCACUA